Paracoccidioides lutzii Pb01 is the source of this 1194-nucleotide messenger RNA. Its product is annotated as pirin. The coding region runs from base 1 to 1194 and encodes 397 amino acids. The transcript has 2 exons. The record is from RefSeq and is a predicted model, not a curated record.
AUGAGCAAGCGCAAUAAUAAACCCUCGGAAGCUGUGGAAGACCAAGAUCUAACCCCGUUCAACAAGAAAACAAUUGUUCUAUUCUACUUGAUCGACAAUAUCAAAAACUUCACCUACAGUCAUAUUAACCUCUCAUUUCUAUCGUCUUCCUUGAUGCGAAACAGCACCUCUACUUCUACCAUUCGGAACACCAUUCCAGGUGCAAUAUCCUCCAUACAGUCUAUCACCCUUCACCCUUUAUCCGACAUGUCUGUCCCACGCGCAAUCCGCAUGGCAUUUGCUGCCAUUGAGCAAGCAGAGGGCGCAGGGGCGCGCGUCCGCAGAUCAAUCGGCACUGCGAAACUGCGGAAUUUCAGUCCCUUCCUCAUGCUCGACCACUUCACGAUCGGAAAGGGUGCCGGAUUCCCCGACCACCCACACCGCGGACAGGAGACAAUCACAUACCUGCUGUCGGGAGGGGUCGACCAUGAAGACUUUGCCGGACACAAGGGCACAAUUGGACCGGGAGACCUCCAAUUCAUGACUGCCGGCCGCGGAAUAAUGCAUGCGGAAAUGCCCCACGAGAACCCUGACGGAAGCCCCAACGUCGGCAUGCAGCUGUGGGUUGAUCUACCCGAGAAGCUGAAGAUGUGUGAGCCGCGAUACCGCGAUCUUCGCGCGUCAGAGAUACCAGUGGCAGACGUCGAUGAGGGCAAAGUCACGGUUAAGGUUAUAUCCGGACAAUCGCACGGAGUCGAUUCGGUGCGCGAUCUAGCCUACACUCCAGUUUGGAUAUUUGACAUCACGAUUCGCCCCGGUGGGAAGAUUUCUCAACCCCUUCCGCAAGGUUGGAAUGCAUUUGCAUACACUUUGGCCGGAACUACGAACUUUCGCACUGCCAGCGAAUCCAAUACGACUCCGGCUUCUUCACUCGGUGACCGGUCACCCGCCAAAACUGUUGGCCCGUUCCAUAAUGUUGUGUUCGACAAAGCUGGAGAUUUUGUGGAUGCAUCGAAUGCAGUGGAAGCGAAAGAGGACUCGAGGUUUGUGCUGAUUGCUGGCCAACCUCUUGAUCAGAAGGUUGUGCAAUACGGACCUUUUGUGUUGAAUAGCCAGGAGCAGGUAUAUCAGGCGAUGAUGGAUUAUCAGACUCAUGCCAAUGGAUUUGAGAGAGCGAAUGGAUGGGAAAGCGAAAUUGGGAAAAGGAUGGGCUAG